CCGCCAGCUCCUGCUUGCUCCCUGCCCACUCCCGGGGGACGCUCAGUGCCGCGGCCGCUGCGGCCGCCGCUUCUUUCACACUUUAGUUGGGAGCUGCGUGCCGCGCUCAGUUACGGGAGAGCUGGCCGCGCGCCGCCGCGUCCCGCACACUCGCAGGCCAGCCCGGCUUCGGGGUUUUCGGCAUUUACUCCAAGCAGCGGGGCGGAGGGGAAGCCCCCGACACACUGUGGGCAAGAGGAGGAAGAGGAGGAGGGAGGAAGAAAAAAGGCGAGCAGCAAAGGGGCGGGGGGCGGGAGGCUCGCCACCUUCAGCCCCCCCGCGAGCGCCCAAGGUGCACACAGCUUGACUGACUCAGCAGCAAGGUGGAUUUCCUUUGUGUUUAAAGAAAAAAAAAUGUCCCCGUGUCUGUAGAGAUGAUUUGCAGUUCAGCCCGGCUGAAGCUGACCGAAUGAGACUAUGGGCUGUGCCUCCGCCAAGCAUGUUGCCACUGUUCAAAAUGAAGAGGAAGCCCAGAAAGGGAAAAACUACCAGAAUGGAGAUGUGUUUGGCGAUGAAUAUAGGAUCAAACCAGUGGAAGAGGUCAAAUACAUGAAAAAUGGGGCAGAAGAAGAACAGAAAAUAGCAGCCAGGAACCAAGAGAACUUGGAAAAAAGUGCCAGCUCAAAUGCAAGACUUAAAACUAAUAAAGAGGUUCCGGGAUUAGUUCAUCAACCCAGAGCAAACAUGCACAUCUCUGAAAGCCAACAAGAAUUCUUCAGAAUGCUGGAUGAAAAAAUUGAAAAGGGUCGGGAUUACUGUUCGGAAGAAGAAGAUAUCACAUAGCACCGAUUCUACCGCACAAACCAGGAGCUACUACUGUGUAAAUAGGUUACACCCCAGUUGAAAUCUUCGCAAAGGUCGGUUCUCUUCAACAAACAGCACAGCAAAAGAAGAUCGUUCCAUACCGUAUGCCCCAUUAAAUUACAGUGUUUCUUAAUGAACUUGCAAAGGAAUAUUGCUAAAAACAAAAAACUGUUAUCGAACUUUCUUUGUUGCUGCUAGGUAAAACUUGUUGCAACUUUCCACUUCUCUUGUGUCCAGGUAUGCAGCAAAAUUCUGCAGUUUCACCUUAAAGAUACUGUUGAUUUUACAGAUGCUCUCCAACCUAUUUUCUAUAAGAUGAGGUAGUGGUGAACUCUCACAUAUCAAACUUCUCUUCUAGACCGGUUCUGCUUCUAAGACAAGCAUCCCCUGCCCUCUCUCCUUCCUCCCCGUCUCUCCCACGCAGUCCAGAGAUGGACUGGGCCUGGCUUCUCACUGGCAAGGUUGAGCUUUGGAGAUGGGAUGCUUGCUGUGGCAAGCCUUGUCUCUCUGCUCGGCAGAAGUGGGGAGGCUGUGAUCAAUUAAAAGCAUGUUGUGAUAUGACUUCUGAAAGUGACAUGGGAGCCAGUGGCAGGUGGUGUCCUUUCCUAGGUAUCUUACUCAAGGAUUAAGUUUGCAACGUUGGCUUUGCUCAGAUGCAGAUGGAAGUCACAAUCAUUUUGAAUCCCUCUUCCUCACUUUUUUUUUUUUUUCUAAAAAAAUAAAACAUUUUACUGUUUUUAUGUAUCCUUGUCUUCUCCCAUUCAUCCAGCUCAGUGUUUUAAGAUGAUCCUUGGGUAUGGAAAUUGAGCCCUCCCUUGCAGUGACGCUGAUGGUCCGCUUAAAUAGCUCCCUACCCUUCCACCAAUAAUCUACCAAGCAUUUGCAGGGUUAUACGUGGUAAGAAGAGGUGAAGGGACGUCCCAGGACUUUGUAGGAGGGCCUUGAAAUCACCCUGUUACCUUUCAUUUUAUUAGCAAGUAAGCCAUCUUAUUUAGUAAUUCUCCCCCUUCAAAAUGCUACUUGAGCUUUGCCAGUUUCUUCUCUUAUCUCCAGCACUGGAUAAUACAUGAAAAGUAUUUGCCUACUCGAAAACAUAGUACACUUACACUGGUGAUGAUAUUUGGAGACGCGAAAGCCAAAAGCCCCUGGCAGUGGUGGGGAAUGUUUGACUGUGUGUUCAGUAGAGUUUAUUUUUCCAUAUUAUAUGAAGAGAAUGAUCUCUUCUCAAAGACAGAAGUAAUAUUUUUAACAGAUAUUGUCACAAGUAAAUAGCAAUCAAAAGGAGAAAAUAACUUUUGUAUUUUUUUAACGUGUUUGAUAGCUUUGACGAGGGUUCUCUUUGUUCCUUUCAGGGGAGGGCACCCUAUUAAAUGCCGUGCCAGCAGUCCAGGGCAGGGUUUUAUCCCCCAGAAAUGCAGGAGCACUGUAUGUCUCUCUCUUGUGUGGUUGUGAAUUUGAAGGGUCUUGGUAUCAGCCAGGCUGCCACCCUUCAAAGGUGGGUAGUUAAGAUGUUCCAUUGUUCUUGCUAAGCAGAUGAGCCUUGAUUUUAAAAUCCAUCCCCCUAAUUGAUGUCAGCACUGAUGCGUUCAUGGUGAGAUUCCCCCUCUCCUUCUAGACCUGGGCCAGCAAAAGUGAGGGGUAGGAAAUUCUUUCCAGCGUUGUAGAAAAUGGACUCAAAUAUUAGCAACAAAAAUCCCUUAAUUCUUUGAGCAAGCAGCAGCUAUUUUGGGGAGCAGCUGUGGUUGUUACAUAAAUAGAGAUGUAGCCAAAAUUUUAGGCUUUUUUAUCCUGCUUCAAGCAGAAAAAUGCAGGGAGAGUCAAAUAGCCUCGGGUUUUAGGUUCCCUCCCCUUGUAUGGUUUCUGGCCAACAGACUGAAACAGUUUUCCAGAACUGUAAAGGAACCGCUACGCCCCACCUCAAACUUGUUCACUGGGGACUUUGUUCACUGUUUUCUGGAAGACCUUUUCUGGGAUUUCUUGUUCUUUAUCCAACAAGAAUGAGGCAAGUGCUAAAUGUCUUCCAUUCGAUUUCUCUACUUGGUGUCUCAGACAGCGUCUCCCCAGAAAAUCACCACCCUCUUGCCGAAGAUGAAGCAUGUUCAUCUCAUUCUGUUUUUCUCACAGUCUCGUUGUAACAUUUUGACAUAUUCCACAGGGAACCAAGUGUUUCUUGGGAGCCUGACUUUUGAGUGUUCAAUCAAACCAGAAGCAUCAUUUCCGUGAACGACGGGAGCUUUUCACCGGGGGCUCUGUCCACCGUGUUGAACCCUGGACACAUUUUUGAUGGGUAGAAGUGAUUUCAUCUUCAGACACAUUUGGUGCAUCUAGAAAUAGAUCCCAGAAAUGGGGUGGUUGAGUGGGCUGGCAUGGCAAGCUUGAUGAUGUGAGCAGCACUCAAACUCUCUGUUUUCCAUUUGUUGGUUUUAAUCAUAAAAUUGUCAAGUGAUUUGUGUUUGUACUUUAUUUUUUUAUACCUUCUGAAAGGAUCUAAAGCAAAAAUAUUUUGCCUUUUUUUCCCUUGUGUAUCUGAACAUUAAGCAGAUUGCCUCAGAUGCAAUGAGAAAAAAAAAAUAAUCCGUGUACACGCUGGUGGAUUCUGCUAGUUAUUUCUGUAGGGCUCAGGGAGAUGGAAGGAGGGAGGGAGGGAAGUGGCCUGGUGGGUAGUGGGAGAAAAAAUGAAGAGAAAUGAACUGAAAGCAUUUAGCAGAGAGGGCUGAGGGGCUGGCUGCGUGCAGGAUGCACUUGGAAAUCUGCCUCUCAGCCAGUGGGUGGGGCAAGGCUGUCACCAAGAUUUACAGCUGGAUUACACAUGCCUUAUGUACUCUGAGUUGUAGAGUUGUAAAAGUUCACCCGUUGUAUGCACAGCUUUCUUUUGGUUGGCGGACAUUCGAGUUAUGGAGUACUAUUCUCAUAACUGAAUGCAUGUUUUGUUACUGGCAGAGAACCUUAAAAGAGAGAGAGAGCUGAACCUCAGUGAUGCCUCCUAGCCCCAGGCUUGAACGGUGAGCAUGGAGUGGUCUAUUUAAGGACAAAAAAGGUACAAAGUCCAGAGAUGAGGAAACUAGGUCGCCCCCAGAAACAGCAGCAGCCACACACACGGCAGCCUGCCAGGAGACUGGUCUCUCUUCGUCUGCAGGGCCCAUGAUCUGAGGCUGGGUUUGGAUGACUCAAAUAAGAAAUGACCUGACCCAGGAGUAGCUUUGGCUCUUAAUCCCCUGGGCCAGCACUGUCCUCCUUCACACGGUGAGGUGAGGAAAUGCCUCAGUGUCAGGGGCUCACCUGGGCAUCUGGGGUGGCCAUGGCAGCAAACUGGGAGCAAGCCCAGAGGGGAUGGAGCCCCCCUCUCGGUCCCAUCUGAUGUCAUCCCACUUUGAGUUAUAACUGUGUCCUCCCCCAAGCCUCAUCACUUUUUUCUUUGAGGGCUGAACUCUGCCAUAAGCCUGCUAAAAACAGCGAUGAUACCUCUCAUGAAUUUUACCUCAGUAGCCUGGGAUGCAGGCUGCACAUUGAUUACAAGCCCUACUUAGACACUGGGUGAGAAUUCCAAUGAGUGUUCCAUCUCCACUCAUCUUAAAAAAAAAAAAAAUUGGCUGAACAUGCUGUUUUUUGUAGGAAGAAACAUUUUUAAACUCAUAAUGCUAGACAAUACUGACUUGGAAUCUCAGGCUGCAGGUCUCUGCUGGGUUCUUUCUGGAAAGAUACCGUCGGUAUCUGAGGUUCUCUUCCUCUUCCUCCCACCUCCCUUUUAAAAAAGGCAUUAGAUUGUACUCUAUAAUUUUAUAUAAAAUCCGCCUUCCAUGCUUUUCCACUUCCAGGGCAUUCUCGGAGCUUGAUUUCUUUGUACACCUCAGAAGUAGGUCUUUUUUGUUAAGUUGUGUAAAACCCCAGCAAAAUAAAAAAAUAAGGCCUGGUGUGGGGAGGAGACAGGCACACUGGAGCAUCCCCACAAGGUGCUCGGAGCAGAAACCUUGGCCUUUCGGUGUCUCCGUGGAGCUAGGCGAGGCCAUGGCUUUCCCACUGCAAAUGUGCCUGCGGUAAACAUACACGAAGUGUACGCAUUGCCUUUUGCCAAUGAACGGACGUGUUUAUCAACAGUCCCUUUUUUAUAUGUUUCUAGAUUAAACAGCUACAGUACAAAAUGAGGAUUGUGGGCGAAUUUAUUUACUUUUGUGACAAACCUUCAAGGUCUCAUGACCUAUGCCAUGUUUUUCUGGACGCUUGCACCUUUUCUGGGAUCUAAUCUAAUCUAGGAGAAGAGGCAAAAGGAACAAAUAUAUGUUAUUUGUACUCACCCUAUGCCAGAUACCGUACCAGGCGUUUUAUAAUUGUUUUGUGUAAUCCUCACAAUGACCCUGUGAAGUGGAUUUUUUACCCACAUGUUCUAAGAAAUCUAUUUUAAGGGUAGAAUGCAUCUAUCCAGUAAAAAUGCCCAGGUUGAAAGAAGGAAAGGUAUUAUUCAACUAGCUUCCAAUUUUUCGACCGUGCCCUUCGCAACACUGUGAAAACAACCCUUUGGGGGCAUCUGCCUGCCAGAAUCUCUCUUUGGCACGUCUGUCACCCAUUUGAUUUCCUCCUAGGGAGAGUUUUCUUAACAUUCCCCAUUCCCCGUCUAAGGCGUACACAAACCAGAAUAGGCCACUGGCUAUAACAGGAGGACUUCAGUGCCCAGAAGGAAAAGGUUUAGGGGAUGUAGGUGCGUCUCUCCUCCUGGGGCUCUUUCAGCAUCUGGAAAAGUGCCCUGGCAGUUCUGUCAUUAGAUACCAGAUGCAACCAGAACAGGCUUUUGACUGCUGUGAUUUCUUUCCUGAGUUUACAAGGCUUAUUGUUUUGUCACAGGCUGCAGCCUUUUUCUUUUUCUUUUUUUGCAGUUUUUGGCCAGGGCUGGGUUUGAACCUGCCACCUCCAGCAUAUGGGGCGGGGGUCCUACCCCUUUGAGCCACAGACACUGCCCCAGGCUGCAUCUUUUCUGUAUCACCUUCAGAGAGGUUUGGGAGAGUCUGUUCUCCAACCAGGGAGGAAGGGCAAUGCCUUGACAAACCAUUGACUUCCAUUGAAAUCCUUUCUUGUGGACUGGGUUCUGCUGUCUCUCUUUGAUCUUUGGACUGGAGAUAUCAAUCUUCCAGGCUAGUUGAAGCGAGCACUAAAACUAAAUGGGAAGCUUUUUGAAGACCUUGAAUGGUUUAGAGAGUCACGUGAUGACUUGGCUAGUCAUUUAAAUAACUUGAUCCCAGGUCAGAGAACUCCCCAGGAUUCCUCUCCUUGCUUCUGCAGGCACAUCCUCUAGAGAAAAUGAGUCACAUUUCCAUAGAAAUUGUUAAAGGUGCAGCCUAGAGGGAACCAACCCCCACCCUUACUUAACUUAAAAGAAUCAAAAGAAUUUCCUUGUGAAAAGAGGGUGCUGUGUCCAGUUUUCCCAAGGUCCUACUUCUUUCCAGCCUGGCAGCUGGCAUACUCCGUCAAGAUGAUAUGGGAAAUGGUUCUUAUCUCUUAGAAACUGCAGAAAUGGCUUUUCUUCAGGAAAUUCACCUCUAAACUGAAAGCCUUAUUCUGAUAUUCUCUGCCCUGAAUUCCCCCUUCUUCUUCCCAGAAGUUAUUUUUAUCCCAAGGCUUUGAACUUGAUUAAGACUUAGAGGUAGGAAAAAGAACAUCAUAAACUCAGCCAGAGAUGCCCUCGGGUCUCUAGGUUUGAAAAUAACUCUAGAACCUUGGGGGCCACUUGGCAUUGACCCAGAGUGAAAGAAUAACUUUUGGUUUCCUGGCUUUUCAAUCCAGACCCUCAGGGACUGUUCUCUUGACAGGCAAAUAAGCAAGGGUGGUUUCUGCAAUAGAUUUCAAGCUAGCUUUUCCAACCAAAGCAAGAUACAAAUUCAUAAAAAUUACUCUCUUCUGCUGGAACAGAACCCAACAGUUGCCUUAUUAGGCCUCUAAAUUUGGAUCCAUUUUUAAACACACACUUACACACAUACGAAGAUACAUAGAUAAAAUAUAUUUUAUUAUUGAAAUACUUCAAUAAAGAGCUGUAGUUUGCCUUUCAGUAAUCUCAAAUAACGUCUAGGAUAGCUAGAGAAAUACCAAAGCAGGAAAAACUAGUGAUCACUCUUGGGAAAGUUUGAGUUUGACUCAAACAAGAAGAUCAGGUCCUGCUGGUGGUCUUGCUGUGUCCCCUCUGAAUCAAGAUGUCCUCUCUACUACAUCUGUUUGGCUCAGCUGGGCCUCUAGCCUGGGCAUUGUGGCUGGCAUCUUUCCCUCCCUAAGGAUGUGUGCCUGGUCCAGCUACAUACGACCACAGCAUUUCUCAUGUACUCUCCCACUCAUCCAUGUGGCCUUGACUAUGGCAUUCCAGCAGCUCCACUAGGACGCCCUGAUGCCAUUGUGUGGAAUCUGGAGUCCCUUCCUGUAGGUUGACCCAGCUGUAGCAUUUUUAACAGGACUCAUUCAUGGAGCAGAUUAUUUACAAAGUGUCUGGUACACUCUAGGCAUGGAGCUAAUCAUCAGCAAUGCACAACUGACCCAAACACAGCUCCCACCCUCAAGGAGCCUACCAGUCACAGGGAGGAAGUGUGGAAAAGGCCUGCGUGCCAUGGGAGUAUCUCAUGGGAGCAGCCAGCCCAGCUGUGGGAAUCAGGAGCUUACUGAAAGAGGUGACAUCAAAGCCCAAAUUCGUGCAAGGACUGAGGGAGAGCAUUGCAGAGGAUCUUUCAGGCUGAGAGGAUAGCAUGAGAAUCAGCUCCAAAGAGAGUCAGUGUGGGUCCACAGGGCCCUCUGCCUGCAGUAAAGAGGCUGGAGCUUGGAGUUGAAGUGGGAGGUGGGAAGAGUGAGGGCCGAGGACAGGACAGUGAGCUGGGCCAGCCCCACAUGGCCCCCAGGGCUUUGAUGGGGUUCUGGAAUAUAAAUAGGAGUUUUGGGUGGUGCUUUGCUCUCCACCACCCACUGCUUAGGCCCCCCAGAGAGGUAAGCAUAGUAGUGAUGGGGGCAGGGUUUCCCGCCUCACUAUGGAAAUGCACAGUUGCUCGAUGAGAUGAUUCGUUCCAAUGCAUCCUCUGCCCCCAUCUCUGCCUGGACUCCUUCUCUUCCUCUCACCAAAAGCUAUUUGAACUCAAGGGCUUUAAGCCAGGCUGGAUCUGGUUUAGAGACAUAAAGGGGACAGUUCUGGGUCAUCCCGACCUGUGUUAAGAGCCACCAAGGGCAAAAACACCUCCUGGGACCAGGCUGGCCUCCACCCAGGGGUGAGAAUGUACCCUAAAACAAACGUACAGGAAGCAGCAGAGAGCUUCCCUGUCUAGUGUGUGAUCCUAAGCAAAGGCAGCUGUUCUUGGGCAGCCUUCCCCCAAAUUGGGUCACAUACACCUGGUGGCCACACUUUUGCUACCUCUCAAGUGCAUACCUGAGUCCUGCCAAAGGGGAUUUUUAUAUAUAUAUAGCACAGAUGCAUUGUGUACAAAUGGAGAAUACCCACCAGCCCAGACAGCUGCUGAGGGAGGACCUUAUGGGGGAUCCAGAAGCUGCCAGAGCUGGGAGCUCUGCGGGUGUGAGUCAGGGGCAACUCCAAGACCAGCAGAAUCCCUCUAUGGAGACAAUCUGCGGUGCCUUUUAGGUUUCCUUUAGGUUUUCCAAAGACCCUAUUCAGAGUUCAGAGCAUUGGGUUUUUUCUUUCACCCACCCACACCCCGAGAAAAAUAAUUAAGAAAAAUUUAGGAUGAAGAAAAAGAAUUAGAUGCAUCAAAAUACCAGCUCUAAGCCAAGAUGGUUUCCAGAAGCUCGAGUAAAAGCUCAACCAGAAGACAAUUUCCCUGAGAAGUGGGCAGAAUUUGGGGUUGAAGGUGGUUUUCCUGGCUGAGUGGCUCUGGCCCUCUGUGUGGGGAUCCCAGAUGGCUCUUGCUUCUUCUUCAGGCUGACUUCUUUUUGCAAGACCUUCACACCUGCCCACCCUGGGUGCAGCCAGGCAUACUCAACAGCAACCCCAGCCUUCUGGACCCUUGGAAAUAUUUUAGCUCAGACACCCACUCUUUUCCCAGAUAGUCCUCUGGCCUUUGACUAAAGAAUUUCUACUUCUGUGUCUAGUGGCUCCCUCUCGAAUGUUCCAAAGGCCUAGGUGUUUAGAUCAGAAUUCAGCCAGUGCAAUCCUGAUGCAGGAAGCCAAUAAAACAUUUGGCCUUUAACUCGCUCACUUUAAAAUUAAAGCCCUGGAAGGUCCCCUUGGGGCUGUGUGGUCACAGAAAGUAGGCCAAGUUUGCCUUAGAGCACCAUCUCCCCAUUUUCUGUCCUGGCCCAUUUCCCACUCUUCUCCACCUUAUUGCCAGGAAGGGAUCAAAAUGCCUCCCUGCCAGUUGCCAAUGGCUGUGUGUUUGCUCUUCCCAAAGAUAUCUGCAUUUGAUUUAGAAACAUGGCCUUAUACUCAAAGGGAAUCUAGUGGCAAGAUUACAAGGCAUAAGCUCUCAAUCAGGUGUGGGAGACAUCUUGGGGCAUUGCUCUUCUGAACACCUGCAAAGGCUUCCUCAGGUGAGCAUAGGAGCCCAGAAGGGUGGGCUCCCUAACCACUCUGCUACCCACAAAUUCUGUAAAGCAGUGGGCACCCAUCUGUUUCAGACACACAUGUAUCAGCAAAAGCUCCAUGAGACGCCCCCCUCUGUAUGUUUAUUAAUUUGUCUAAAGCAUGUAUUCCUUUAUGUUUAUACUAACAUGUUAGGCGCAUUAUAAAAAGUCCACAGCAUCUACAUUUUAAAUGAAUAAGAUGCAAAAUAUUAUAAACAGAAGUUCUGGCAUUUUCUUUCUGAGGGACCUUGGGUACCUUGUGAUAUGAACACACCCACUUUGAAGACCACUGUUGUAGUGCAAAUCAGUACUCGAUGGCACCCCAAACCACUGGGCAGCACUUGGCCUGCAAACUAAGAAGGUUGGAGGGCAAAAUCCUGAGUGACUUCUCAUCUGGGAGAUGAGGCAAGAAAACUCCCAAACCACAUAAAUUUAAAUAAUUCAGAACCCUGACAGGAGAGCUGUCCCCAGACACUAGUGGCUACAGGUGCUCCGGAAAGGUCAAGUCCACUGUACAGAGCCAUGGGAUUGUUCGUCCUCCCUCUCUGGGUCUCCAGAAAAGGACACUGGCACUAUCCCAGCUCUUUCCUGAUUGGAAUUCUUUGAACCCUCAAAGUGCUUUGGCAGUGCUACUCCCCACAACACAGUGGGCCCAUGUCGCUUGAAUAUUAUUUUUGAUUUGACCACUAAGAUGUUAAUGAUGAUUCUGUUCCAUUUUGAAAAGGAUCUGAGAAAGUGUACAGGUCUAAUUAUAUAUACAUAUUUAUACAUGUGUAUUUUUGUUUAUUGUUACAUUUUGACAUUGGACUUUCUAUUAAAUAAUUUUUAACAGUUGG
Nycticebus coucang (slow loris) is the source of this 10211-nucleotide messenger RNA. RefSeq names its product chromosome 10 C1orf21 homolog (gene C10H1orf21). Lineage: Eukaryota; Metazoa; Chordata; Mammalia; Primates; Lorisidae. The coding region runs from base 457 to 822 and encodes 121 amino acids. The transcript is spliced from 6 exons. The record is from RefSeq and is a predicted model, not a curated record.